CCGUACUUCACUGAACUCAGCCUGAUCCUGUGACUUUAGCGGAAACUGACCGCCAUGUCCGGAAGUGACAAGUCAGCUGCUUGGGAAGCUGUUUAUUAUCGACUUAGCUCGAUGGCUAACGUCGUCACUUUUUAGGACGCACCUGAAGUUACUGGAAACAGUUAAGCGUCUGUCAUUUGCAGGGUGGGCUCUUGUGGCGGAGCGAAAAGAUGAAGUCCGUGUUCGCUGUCGAGGCUCUUUCUUUGACGUGUUUUGUGCUGUUGAAUCUGGUAGCAGCAAAGAAUUCCGAGGAUAUCCGCUGCAAAUGCAUAUGUCCACCGUACAGAGACGUCGAGGGCCAGAUCUACAAACAAAAUGUGUCUCUCAAAGACUGCAACUGCCUCCACGUGGUGGAGCCCAUGCCAGUAGACGGGAAAGACGUGGAGGCGUAUUGUUUGCGCUGUGAAUGCAAAUAUGAAGAGAGGAGCUCUGGGACCAUUAAGGUUACCAUCAUAAUGUACCUCUCCAUUUUGGGCCUCCUGCUGCUCUACAUGGUCUACCUGACCCUCCUGGAGCCCAUGUUGAAGAGGCGGCUGUUCGGACACUCGCAGCUUAUUCAGAACGACGAUGAGGGUGGGGUACGUGUUCAUUUUAAUGUCACCGAGCUGCAGCUGGGACAGUGCAGACAUUAUAUUACGGACCAGCAGCCGUUUGCCAACGCUCACAACGUCCUGUCCCGCUCUCACUCCCGCCCCAACAUGCUGAACAAAGUGGAGCACGCCCAGCAGCGCUGGAGGAGGCAGGUGCAGGAGCAGAGGAAGUCUGUGUUCGACCGCCAUGUCGUCCUCAGUUAAAAUGCUCUCUGAGAUACGGGUGGGCGGGGCGGACAAAAGCUAAAGUGGGGGGAAAGGAAAAACACUGUGAUAGAGCUCCUCCGCUGAUAUUACUCCCUCUAUCUCAUUUCUGAUUGGUGUGUUGCACAUUUUUGGUGAACUUGGUUUAGAAAACUGGAUCUGGCAAAUCAAAGUUACUGGGAACUCUUAUUUAAUCUGCGAGCGGCGUAAGAGAUUCAAUAAAAGGAGUCUUUGCACGCUGUGAAAUGCACAGCCACAAAAAGCAGAUUUUCCUCUUUCACAAACGGUCCAAUCUGCCCCAGACUGUCCAGCUCUUCAGGUCUGUGGGAUAAAGUAGCUUUCAGAGCGGUCAUCGUGGCAGGAUGGCAGACCAGUCAUGAACUGUGUGUUUCAGCCCAAACAUUGACCUCAGUGCGGGGGGGGGGUACGAACGAGUGUGAAGUAUAUCUUACAUUCUCAAUCUGAAUCUGCAUGUUUUGUAAAGCUGUUUUUUAUAAGGUGUUCUAGCCCAUCAUUCCUACUAUGAUGUCUCCAUGUGUAAUAACUAGUAUGAUGUUAGUCAUUUCAUGCAUUACAUUAAAUAUUAAAUUUGAGAGUAGUUUCUUGACGCAGAAAUUGAUCCAAAAUUCUCGGUGAUGUCAUAGGUAAAAAUAGCCGGGCCACUGAUCCCGGUCUGUUAACGGCCCUCUAACAGUCAGCACCCUCUUCAACAGCUAACAAACCUAAUUUGUAGUCUUAAAUUUUGGCACAUUUUGUGCUCAGUCUAACCUUUUCCACAUUUAGGGUCGUUCUUUUUCUCAGAGGCAGCAUGCGUGCUGGCAUUCUGAGCUCACAGGAGUUCAUUUUGUGUAUAGUUGUUAUAGUUGCAGUGGACAAAGAGCUGUUGUUGGGUGACCGGACAAAGUGUUCUUAUUGUAAAUGUGAUACCUUUAACUUUGAAAUAAACCUAUGUGAUAUUUA
Menidia menidia (Atlantic silverside) is the source of this 1793-nucleotide messenger RNA. NCBI's taxonomy places the organism in Eukaryota, Metazoa, Chordata, Actinopteri, Atheriniformes, Atherinopsidae. The record is from the annotation of a GenBank genome assembly.